Messenger RNA from Nerophis lumbriciformis (worm pipefish), 1113 nucleotides. NCBI's taxonomy places the organism in Eukaryota, Metazoa, Chordata, Actinopteri, Syngnathiformes, Syngnathidae. The record is from RefSeq and is a predicted model, not a curated record.
AUGUCCGCCAUGGAAGACGGCGAGGUGAUGUCCGCGGCCGGCGUGUCUGCGGUUGCGGUGGCGGGUGUGGCCGAGGCGGCUGUAGCCGGGGCAGGGGUAGGGCUCGUCGGGCAGGAGGAAGUCGGGUCGCGGCCCGAGGUCGACUCUGAAGAGCCGCCCAAGAAGAAGACCAAAGUGCCCGAGGGGGAGGCCGGCAAGCUGGAGGAGAGACUGUACUCUGUACUCUGCUGCACCGUGUGCCUAGACUUGCCCAAGGCGUCUGUGUAUCAGUGUACCAACGGUCACCUGAUGUGCGCGGGCUGCUUCAUCCACCUGCUGGCCGAUUCUCGUCUGAAGGAGGAGCAGGCCACCUGUCCCAACUGCAGGUGCGAGAUCAGCAAGAACCUGUGCUGCAGGAACCUAGCGGUGGAGAAGGCGGUCAGUGAGCUGCCCACAGAGUGCACCUUCUGCCUUAAACAGUUCCCCAGGUCCAGCUUAGAGAGACACCAGAAGGACGAGUGCCAGGACAGGGUGACGAUGUGCAAGUAUAAGCGCAUCGGGUGCCCGUGGCAGGGCCCCUUUCACGAGAUGCCGGCCCACGAGGGCGAGUGCUCGCAUCCCACCAAGACAGGCACGGAGCUAAUGGGCAUCCUGGGCGAGAUGGACCAGAACCACCGCAGAGACAUGCAGCUCUACAACAGCAUUUUCAGCCUCCUCUGCUACGAGAAAAUCGGAUUCACAGAGGUACAGUUUCGACCGUACCGCACGGACGACUUCAUCACACGCCUGUACUACGAGACGCCGCGCUUCACCGUGCUCAACCAGACGUGGGUGCUGAAGGCGCGCGUCAAUGACUCGGAGCGGAACCCCAACCUGUCGUGCAAGCGCACGCUCUCUUUCCAGCUCAUCCUCAAGAGCAAGGUGAACUCGGCGCUGGAAUGCUCGUUCCUGCUGCUGAAAGGCCCUUACGACGACGUGCGCAUCAAGCCGGUCAUCCACCACUACGCCUUCAGCAACGACGACAACGAGACGGACUACGUGCUCCUGCCCAUCUGCGACUCUGUGGAGUGCAACAAACUGCUGGCCGCCAAAAACAUCAACCUGCGCCUCUUCAUCUUCCAGGUCCAAAAGUGA